AUGAACAAUUUUUCACAAUCUUCGGGCCUGUAUUCCGUUCUGAACAGGUUGGAGCAACCCGAAAAUAGGCAAAACACUACCGAUGCGGUGAACGAAGUGCGAAACUUAAACUAUGAACUUUACACGUCAACUUUACAAGCUAACAAUGAAAGACUAUCGGCUUUCGUCUUAAGCGAGGGUUUGGAGAAGUAUCAGAGCCUAAUGAUAAAUCCGGAAGGAGUCAAUAACUACUGCGAUGAUGUCUGCGAAAUGAUUAACCGACAACCUCUCGAGAUUGCUGGUCUCGAUUACGAACGGAGUGAAACGGCUUUGGAUGAUCCACUUUCGUAUAUCCGCAAAACGGAGUGCCGCGGGCAGUACGAAAACUGUUGUUUCGACGAAAUUUCUAUCGAUAGUUUGUCAGGCAUGAUGGUUGGCAAGCCGCUGCGCGAUCCAAACGCAGAUUUCGAUAGUUUACCAUUCCCAAUGCCGCAACAGAAGUGCCGUUCCACUGGUGCUCCAUCGGCAAACGGAUGGUCGGAUGGUAAAGCCCAAGUAUCCAUCGAAGACAUUUCGCGACGAGUGUUCGCGAGCGGUACUUCCACUUUCACCCCCAAGGUUCCGGUUGCAAGACCAGAAAUAAGAAAUGCCCCAAGCAAACCCGUUCCACCAAGUGAGCCUGUUAUUUCCCACGCAAAAGGCGCCGAGGAAGGUGGAUUUCGCACGGCACAUGAUGAAUUCCGGAUCCAGAACAUUAAGAAACAUGGACAAACGAGUUUACCCGGGAAGGCCCCUCUCUUCGCUUACGGUCGAAAAUCUCUCGGUGGUCGCCGGACAUUGGGCAGUAAGUUUGUCUGCCCCGUGCGUCCCGAUAAUGAAUCUGCAGUAAGCGUACAACGGACAACGUCAGCGGCGGGGGAUAGUAGGACAUCCAGUGGCGAAAGUCAGGAAGAGGAAGUUGACGAUCGACUGAAAAAUAUCGACCCGAAGAUGGUGGAACUCAUCCGUAGCGAAAUCAUAGGUCGCCUUCAACCCUUGUCUUGGGAUGACAUUGCCGGAUUGUCGUAUGCGAAAACGAUCAUAAAAGAAGCAGUCGUGCUGCCAAUAUUACGGCCGGAUAUAUUCACUGGUUUGCGCAAACCGCCCCGCGGUGUUCUUCUUUUUGGCCCUCCGGGGACGGGCAAAACACUGAUCGGCAAAUGUAUCGCGUCACAGUCCAAGUCCACUUUUUUCAGCAUCAGUGCUUCCUCGCUUACCUCGAAGUGGGUUGGUGAUGGGGAAAAGAUGGUGCGAGCAUUGUUUGCAGUGGCCGCCGUCCAUCAGCCGUCUGUCGUGUUUAUCGACGAGAUUGACUCUUUGCUGUGCCAUCGUUCCGACACGGAACAUGAAAGCUCUCGGCGAUUGAAGACAGAGUUUUUGGUACAACUCGAUGGUGCCGCCACGACCGAAGAUGAGCGUAUUCUCAUCGUUGGUGCUACUAACCGACCGCAGGAGCUGGACGAAGCAGCACGACGUCGGUUGGUUAAACGGUUAUACAUUCCACUCCCGGAUCGUGCCGCAAGGGUGCAGAUUUUAGUACGCCUAUUGCAACAGGAACGGAAUUGCCUGACCAGCGACGAGAUAGACCAAGUUAGUGAACUCACAGAUGGGUUUUCGGGCGCAGAUAUGAAGGUUCUCUGCCACGAAGCAUCGAUGGGACCAAUUCGAUCCAUUCCAUUCGAAGAGCUGGGUGACAUUGCAAAGGAUCAGGUGCGACCCAUUUGCCAUGAUGAUUUCCGGCUAGCACUGACGAAAGUGAAGGCCAGCGUAUCGCAGAACGACUUGAAACAAUACAUUGCUUGGGACCAAACCUACGGAGCUGGAGCAUCAUGA
This is a messenger RNA of Anopheles bellator, 1851 nucleotides long. Its product is annotated as fidgetin-like protein 1. The record is from RefSeq and is a predicted model, not a curated record. Gene Ontology annotation, molecular function: microtubule severing ATPase activity; ATP hydrolysis activity; ATP binding. The coding region runs from base 1 to 1851 and encodes 616 amino acids. NCBI's taxonomy places the organism in Eukaryota, Metazoa, Arthropoda, Insecta, Diptera, Culicidae. The transcript has 3 exons.